AUGUGUCGUCUAGACCCUCCAGCUCUCUGGCCACCACGAAUGAAGGAAUACGGUACUCGUUCAUUUCUUAUUAAUUCUCGCUCAUCACUUGACGCGUCCGCCCCAUCGCUCUUCUCUCUGAUGAGCAAGGGACAAGCGAACGCCAGCAAAAUCGUCGUACUGUUAGGGAAGGAAGACCAGCUCUCACUUAUUUCUCUAGGUAUGACACGACAUGAUAAGAAGUACUGGAAGCGAUAG
This is a messenger RNA of Angiostrongylus costaricensis, 237 nucleotides long. Lineage: Eukaryota; Metazoa; Nematoda; Chromadorea; Rhabditida; Metastrongylidae. The record is from the annotation of a GenBank genome assembly.